AUGGUGACUCCUGGACCAACUGCAACUGUCGCUGGUAGGUCAUAUGGCGCAAUUCUAGACAAGCGCGAAGGUGCGAAAAGAGAGACCAUCACGAGGCUCGGUGAAUGCACCAUAGGUUCAGACCCUGCAGUCACUGCGCCGCCUUAUACAAAUGGAUACGAUUGGUUCAACAGUGAAGCUGUAGGUGAGAUUGAGGGCACCCAGACCUCCAUGCCGCGGUGGUUCCACAAAACAACGGCAGGGGCAUGUUCGGCCAUGGUAACCAAGGAAAGCGAUUUAUCAAACCUGCCGGCUGGUUUCAACAAUGGGGCCACCAUGGACUAUGCUUGGGAGAUGGGAUGGCUUAAGGAUUUCUUCAAUGCUAUGUUUACUGGCGUGACGGCUGAAAUAGCGGCGGUGAAUAAAGGCGUGAAGGUGUCUCCUUUGAGUUGUGAGCAGGGUGAGGAGAUCUUCUUUGGCUGCAGUGGCAAUCGCCUCCAGAGUAUUUACGGUGCUCUUGCUUCUGAUACAAACUUCGACUACAUCGGCAUUAGUCAAGAGCUCAAUCGUAUCAAGGCCUCCAUCGCCAAAUCUAAUUUCGGUGGCAAGGGGUAUGAUAGCAUGGUCGGAGCUGCCGGUGCAAUCAAGGAAUCUACUGCUUGGGUAGGCAAAAAGGAAGCCAUUAAAGAUUUGAAAACUCUUGGCGCCCGCAUCAAGUUCAGGACCAAGCUGGAAAAGCUCCAGCAAAUGCUUUCCCUCAAGGCUUCUUUUGGACAACUGGAUCUCAACCAAUCUGCUGCAGACUACUCCCAGACUGAGCGGCAACAAUUUACAUACCAGUUCAAGACUUUCAUGACCGCAAAGUCUGGACUUACAACUUACGUGCAGGCCUCCGUUGAUGAAAUGGUCAAUAUUAUGGACACAGAGGUCACAUAUCUGACAACGAUUGCGGGCAACUCUGGCGAGACCAAUGCCUUGACUGAAGCCUCCUCCAUGAUUGCGGCCUACGCAGCCUUGAGAUCUACCUACGGAUUGGACUCAGGUGGUACUAGUGUCUGCAGCCCAACCAUCUCCUGGGACUUCACGGAGGAUUCCAGCGUGGUGCUGAAGCGUGACACGGAUGAUACAACUACUGCAGCCACUCUCUGCUCAUUAAAGACUGCAACUAGCAUUACUACUUCCGCGGAAGUCACGGCGACCUUCUGGGUGUGGAAUUAUGAGUAUAGCGAUUGCACUGACGAAGAGACGGAAGUUGAGGGAUUCGGCGACAAGUCCUUGGGAUGCGUUCCCUGGUAUGGGGAUGGUGGGUGGGAGGGACUCAAGGCCAGUUUCGACGAAACUAAAUAUUCCUUUGGUAUCGGGCUUGUGAGCUACUUCACAGCACCUCAAAGUCCAUCUUCCCUUUGUUCCUCGAGUUAUAUUGUGGAUUGA
Penicillium psychrosexuale is the source of this 1410-nucleotide messenger RNA. RefSeq lists its product as uncharacterized. Lineage: Eukaryota; Fungi; Ascomycota; Eurotiomycetes; Eurotiales; Aspergillaceae. Bases 1 to 1410 code for a protein of 469 amino acids. The transcript is spliced from 4 exons. The record is from RefSeq and is a predicted model, not a curated record.